GUAAAAAAGAAAUACACCUCUUCAAGUUUCUCUCCUUUUUUUGGCUGUCUUUUUCUGCAGUGCCAUUUUUCUUACUCAAGUAAGGAGGAAAAAAAAACAAAAAACCUCUUCUGUGUCCUUUUCGCAGCCAAAGUUUUGUUGUUCCGUAUACAAAGAGACUGGACUGGGACUUGGACUUCUUAAAGAAGCAAAAUAAUCAGAGGUGUUUGAAUUCUGGGUUUGGUUCAACCACAAACUCUGUUCAAUUUUCACAAAAUCAACAAGAUUUACAGAUGCAACAAAUGUCGACAUUUCCUGGUCCUCAGAAUUCCAAGGAAUUGAAUUAUCAUUUUCAAGAUCAGGAUUCCUCGUCUACUCAAUCAACGAGUCAAUCAUGUCCUGAAGCUGCUAAUGAAGGAGAAAGAAAAAGCCACGGGAAAAGCAGUAUGCCUUUGCGAGCAGGCAGUGUUAGAAGUAGUGGGAAGUCCGAUGAUUCCCAAAGUGUGUCAAGUCAGGAGCAUGGUUGGACUUUCGAUAUGUAUCAGAAAAAUUUUGCUGUUGUUCCUUUUCCUCAUCCGGAUCCUUACUAUCACGGUCUAGUUGCUGCCUAUGGAAAUCAAGCCAUGGUUCAAUCCCAAAUGUUAGGCAUGGUUUCUCCUCGCGUGCCACUUCCGCUCGACCUUAAGCAAGAUGAGCCUAUAUUUGUCAAUGCUAAACAAUAUCAGGCUAUCCUCAGGCGUAGACAGUACCGUGCUAGGCUGGAGGCUCAAAACAAACUCUCUAAAGGACGGAAGCCAUAUCUCCAUGAGUCCCGGCAUCGUCAUGCAUUGAAUAGGGCUAGGGGACCCGGUGGGCGCUUUGUCAAUAUGAAGAAGCCUCGAGAGUCCAAAUCCCCUGAUUUGAUCAAUGGUCAAGACAAUCAGGUAUCUGAUGAGCUGCAACUCAACAGAAAAAUGUUGGAGCCCAAUAUUCAUCAAUCCAGAAGCUACUCCACACCAGUAUACUCUGGAAUCACUAGUGGCUCGAACGGUGAUGCUAUUUACCAUCACCAAUCAUUUAAGUACUCCGCCUUCUCAGCGCGUAACAGAGGGACCUCACAGCUGGACAAAGAGAAGAAAGAUAACACGAGCAAUCCAUGUUUAUCAUCUUUUUGAUGCAAGUGUUGCUAUUAAAAGUGGGAAGUCAUCCUUGGCUAUGUUAGUAUUGUAGUACAUUAUUCUGAAAACUUUAUAGUUAGUCCAUAACCUGGCAUGGUUGUUUUCUAUUUAAUGCUUUAAAUACCUCAAUCCAAAGAGUAAUUUUUAGUUUAUUGUGGCUGGUUUAUGUUU
Molecule: messenger RNA, 1307 nt
Organism: Solanum tuberosum (potato)
Lineage: Eukaryota; Viridiplantae; Streptophyta; Magnoliopsida; Solanales; Solanaceae
Product: nuclear transcription factor Y subunit A-3-like
Exons: 6
Coding region: 273-1133 (286 amino acids)
Biological process (GO): regulation of DNA-templated transcription
Molecular function (GO): DNA-binding transcription factor activity
Source: RefSeq, a predicted model, not a curated record